Messenger RNA from Lasiosphaeria miniovina, 321 nucleotides. RefSeq names its product putative phosphatase regulatory subunit. The transcript has a single exon. Lineage: Eukaryota; Fungi; Ascomycota; Sordariomycetes; Sordariales; Lasiosphaeriaceae. Gene Ontology annotation, cellular component: protein phosphatase type 1 complex. Gene Ontology annotation, molecular function: protein phosphatase 1 binding. The annotation marks the transcript as partial. The record is from RefSeq and is a predicted model, not a curated record.
GUCAGUCUCGACCAGCUCUGGAUAUCCGACGAGCGCAACCGGCUGCUUGCCACCGUGUCGGUCCGCAACCUGGCCUACGACAAGUACGUCUGCUGCCGGUACACGCACGACGGCUGGAAGACGACGCACGAGGUGGCGGGCGCCUACCUGGGCAGCGCGACGCCUGAUCGGGACACAUUCGCCCUCACAAUCCAUCUCCCCAGCAUCGCGCGGCUAGCAGAGGGCAAGACUUUCCAGCUGUGCUUCCACUACGUCGUGGCCGGCGACGAGUUUUGGGAUAACAACGGCGGCGCGAAUUACAUUGUCUGGCUCCAUCGCAGC